Molecule: messenger RNA, 1319 nt
Organism: Acaulospora morrowiae
Lineage: Eukaryota; Fungi; Glomeromycota; Glomeromycetes; Diversisporales; Acaulosporaceae
Source: the annotation of a GenBank genome assembly
CCAUAUGGUGCAACAACGGUGAAAUUGCUGAGGGAUCUAGUGAUAUGUCUGGUAACAAAAAAUCAGUGUCAAAGGAUAUUGCUCCUGGCGAAGGUGGAAUUUUGCUGGUCAACUCAUCAAAAAAGCGUGCGGUGACCGAAUUUUAUGUAGACAACAAAGUUGAAACAGGAAAGGAAACCAGCAUAUUCCAGAAACUUACUAAGACGGUUACAAAUAAUAUGCAGUCCCUUAAACAAACCGUCACAUUAAAAGAUAACAUGGCUUUCCCUAUUCAUAAUGAAAAAUACAACAUUAAAGCAAAAGAUGCAGCAAACCAAUAUUGGACAUCAGAUAACAUUAAUCGCAUCGCUCUCAUGAAUGAAGAUGAAAAUGAUCCAACCCAACUGUGGAAGCUACUCUCUACUAAUACCCCCGACGUAUAUUUCAUUGCUAAAUACGUGCCCGGACAAGAAGAAAUGGAAAUGUGUGUCACAUGGGUUCCGUCCCAAAAAUUCUUCCAAUUAAAACCUCAAGAUUGGGCAGAUAAAUAUCAACAAUUUACAUUCGAACAACGUCUCGGUGGGUAUACUACAGCCAUUUGUAAUGUAAAAGAUUGCUCCAUAUAUGCAGCGCGUUCAGACCGUUCGGAACUUUCAGACUACUUGGUUGGUCCUGGAGAUGAAAUUCUGUGGCCAUACCAAUCUGAACGGGAUCAAGACGCAGAAACUGUCUGGCAAGCAUUUAAACACAAUUUAGGUGGUCACGAUUAUUAUAUUGUAGCCCAAAAAUUAUCACAAGAAUUAAACAAUAACCAAAUAUUUUCUGUUGAAGAUGGCAAUGUCACAACUAAACAUGUAUUAUCUCGUCGUCGAUCACAAUUAGAGAGAGAAAAGGAAGAAUAUGAUAAAUUGGAAUCGCAUAUUUCUAACGUCAAAAGAAAAUAUGAAGAAGAUUCCUAUCAUGAAUUUAUUUGCCACUUUGAUAACAUAAAUCCUAUAGUUUCCAAUUUAUUCACACAAGAUGAGAUUAACGAGAUUGCUAAUAUUGACUGUUUCGUAAAAUGGCGAGGAUUUGAAGAACCAUUUAUAUCCUGGACAAGAAAGUUAGCGUCAAAAGAAGCUGUUGAAAUUCCGAAAAUAAUAAAAAAAGAGAUCAAAGAAGAGUAUAUAUACGUUUUACAAAUGUAUAAGAAUCUUAAUAAAAUAUGGUCCAAUGGACGAUAUAAUAAUAGAUGUAAAGGUGAUAGAUCUAUUCUCGAAGAUACUCAUCUUCAUCUUGUCGUUCAUGAUCUGCUAUAUGACACUAUAGAAGGAAUAAACAAUGUUAACGUUGAUUGGUAA